UCGAGUUUAAUUUUCACCACAAGUUAAGGCAUUUUGCAGUUGAUUCAUCUCUUAUAUAUACACUUUCCUACAAAACAUGAGAAGCACCAAAAGCUUUUAAACCAACAAAAGAAAAAAAAAAAAAAUGGGAAGCAUGAGUAUAUUUCUUUUACUUGCUUUCAAUGGUCUCAUGUUACUUGAAGCACAUGGUUUUACCGAUGAAAGUGAUAAGCAAGCGUUGCUCGCGUUCAAGUCUCAAGUUUCUGAAGACAAAAGAGUUGUCUUGUCCUCCUGGAAUAACUCAUUCCCACUCUGCAACUGGAUGGGGGUUACAUGUGGCCGCAAACACAAGAGAGUUACUUAUUUGGAGCUUGGAGGAUUGCAAUUAGGCGGAGAGAUAUCGCCAUCUAUUGGUAAUCUUUCCUUCCUCGUAUAUCUUGGUCUCUCUAAUAACUCCUUUGGUGGAACCAUACCUCAAGAGGUGGGAAACUUGAUUAGACUUGAAUACUUAUAUAUGGGCUUUAAUUAUCUGGGAGGAGGGAUUCCAACCAGUAUUUCUAAUUGCUCUAGAUUGUUGGAACUUGAUUUAUAUAUGAAUCCUCUUGGACGAGGUGUUCCUUCAGAACUAGGGUCAUUGACGAACCUUGUUAGUUUAAAUUUCCGUGAUAACAAUCUGAAAGGGAAGAUUCCAGCAUCUCUAGGAAACUUGACAUCACUCACGCAAGCUAGCUUCGGAGGAAACAAUAUGGAAGGAGAAAUUCCAGCUGAAAUAGCUAGGCUGAGUCAAAUGGUGAUACUUGAAUUAUCAUUUAACAAAUUCUCAGGUGGUAUUCCCUCCGCAAUCUACAAUAUGUCCUCACUUGAAUAUUUAUAUAUGGCUUUUAAUCAUUUCUCGGGCCCCCUGAGACCUGAUUUUGGUAUUCUGCUACCAAAUAUUCAAGAUUUAAAUAUGGGAAAAAAUUAUCUCACAGGUUCCAUUCCAACAACAUUUUCCAAUAUCUCGACUCUUCAAAAAGUGGCAUUGAAUGACAACAAUCUCACAGGAAGUAUUCCUACCUUCAGAAAUGUACCAAUUUUGCAAUGGUUAAUUCUCAGUGGCAAUUCUCUGGGAAGUUACUCUUCUGGAGAUCUUGAAUUCAUCAGUUCUCUAACAAACUGCACCCAACUAGAGAAAUUAGGGAUUGGUGGGAAUAGGCUUGGGGGUGACUUGCCUAUUUUCAUUGCCAAUCUGUCCAAGGAACUCACCGGUUUAAGCCUAGAAAAAAAUCAAAUCUCUGGAAGAGUUCCUCACGAUAUUGGGAAUCUCAUGGGUCUCCAAGCACUUCAGUUAAGUGGCAAUAUGUUGUUUGGACCACUCCCAACAUCUCUUGGUAAUCUUUUUGGACUUGGGGUUUUAGAUCUCAGUUCAAACAAAAUGUCAGGAGUAAUACCAUCUACUAUCGGCAACCUCACUCGGUUAGAAAAACUCUAUUUGUAUAACAAUAGUUUUGAAGGAACCAUUCCUCCAAGUCUCGGUAACUGCAGUGACUUGUUAUACUUAGAGAUUGGGUAUAAUAAGUUGAAUGGGUCCAUACCUACGAAAGUUAUGCAGCUUUCACAGCUUCUUACCUUUAGCAUGCCAAGUAAUUCUAUCACAGGGACUCUACCAAAAGAUGUUGGACGACUAGAAAAGCUCGUUCGACUAUCUGUUUCCGACAAUAAAUUAGCAGGGGAGCUCUCACAGACUUUGGGAAACUGUCUCUCAUUGGAAGAAAUAUAUCUACAAGGGAAUUCUUUUGAUGGAAAAAUACCAGAUAUAAAAAGGUUGGUGGGUGUUAAAAGAGUUGAUUUGUCGAAUAAUAAUCUCUCAGGUAGCAUACCUGGAUAUUUUGAAAGCUUUUUAAAGUUGGAAUAUCUCAAUCUAUCCAUGAAUAAUUUCGACGGACAGGUGCCAACAAAAGGAAGAUUUCAGAACUCUACCAUAGUUUUGGUAUUUGGGAACAAAAAUCUUUGUGGAGGCAUCAAGGAACUGAAACUAAAACCAUGCAUUGUGCAAGCACCACCAAUAGAGGCGAAGCAUCCAUCUCCUGUGCUUUUGAGGAAAGUUGCGAUUGGGGUCAGCGUAGGAAUAACUUUGCUUUUGCUAGUGUUCAUUGUUUCUCUACGUUGGUUCAGAAAAAGAAAGAAGAACCAGAAGACCAAUAAUUCUGCUCCUACCACAUUGGAGAUUUUCCAUGAGAAGUUAAGUUACGGAGACCUCCGAAAUGCGACAGAUGGCUUCUCUUUGAGCAAUAUAGUUGGGUCAGGCAGUUUUGGUACUGUGUUUAAGGCAUUGCUCCCGAUUGAUAACAAGAUUUUUGCAGUGAAAGUUCUUAACAUGCAGAGACAUGGAGCGAUGAAGAGCUUUGUGGCAGAAUGUGAAUCUUUGAAGGACGUAAGGCAUCGUAAUCUUGUGAAACUAUUGACAGCUUGCGCUAGUAUUGAUUUCCAAGGAAACGAAUUCAGAGCUCUCAUAUAUGAGUUCAUGCCAAAUGGAAGUUUGGAUAUGUGGCUGCAUCCAGAGGAAGUGGAAGAGAUACGUAGGCCUUCAAGAACCUUGACACUUCUUGAAAGGCUCAACAUUGCCAUAGACGUGGUUACUGUGUUGGACUAUCUUCAUGUUCACUGCCAUGAACCUAUAGCUCAUUGCGAUCUUAAGCCAGGAAACGUCCUAUUAGAUGAUGAUCUGACCGCCCAUGUUAGCGACUUUGGUCUCGCUCGUCUUCUUCUCAAGUUCGACCAGGAGUCCUUCAUGAAUCAACUAAGCUCAGCUGGUGUUAGAGGAACUAUUGGCUAUGCCGCACCAGAAUAUGGAAUGGGAGGACAACCAUCAAUACACGGUGAUGAGUAUAGCUUUGGGGUUCUCCUUUUGGAAAUGUUCACUGGAAAACGUCCAACCAAUGAGUUAUUUGGAGGAAACUUUACCCUGCACAGCUACACCAAAUCGGCGUUGCCAGAGCAAGUAUUGGACAUUAUGGACGUAUCGAUUCUUCACAGCGGUCUCAGAGUCGGUUUCCCUGUUGCUGAGUGCUUGAAAUUGGUUUUAGAAUUGGGACUUAGGUGCUGUGGAGAUUCCCCGAUCAACCGGUUGGCAAUGAGUGAAGCUGCAAAGGAGUUGAUCUCAAUCAGAGAGAGGUUCUUUAAAGCCAGAAGAACAGCCAGACGUUGAAGUUAUUAUGGUUUCCUCAACAGAGUUUGUAACCGAAUUAAAAGGCUUCUACUCUGAAGCCUAUGUCAUAUUUUCCAUCAUAAUCUAUGCUUUCUGUUUCUCUCUAUUACACAUACUUAAGAAGGCUUGCAUUAAUGAAUGUUUGUUUUUUAUGAAGACAAAAUAUGAAUGUUGUGCUAUUUGCAACAAAUGUUGUGUUACCAACUUUACAGUAACUCUCAGUUUUCGAAUAAAUAUGAAUGUUUUUUUUCCCCAA
Molecule: messenger RNA, 3422 nt
Organism: Camelina sativa (false flax)
Lineage: Eukaryota; Viridiplantae; Streptophyta; Magnoliopsida; Brassicales; Brassicaceae
Product: putative LRR receptor-like serine/threonine-protein kinase At3g47570
Biological process (GO): protein phosphorylation
Molecular function (GO): protein kinase activity; protein binding; ATP binding
Source: RefSeq, a predicted model, not a curated record